Molecule: messenger RNA, 2834 nt
Organism: Botrytis cinerea B05.10
Lineage: Eukaryota; Fungi; Ascomycota; Leotiomycetes; Helotiales; Sclerotiniaceae
Exons: 3
Coding region: 322-2733 (803 amino acids)
Source: RefSeq, a predicted model, not a curated record
GACUUUUAGUGCCGCGUUAGUCGGCGUACACUGCACCUGCCAUUGAUGCAAUAAAACGCCAUUAAGCCACCACUAACCUUGAAUUGUUCAAAGCAGAUAUGUUUUACCACGGGUUGGGAAUCUUUAGUUUGUUGAUUGUUUAGCCAGUGUCCACACAACUACGAGAUGCAGGUGAUUAGCUUCUCCUUGCAUUGCGUUGCUAGGACGAAUCUGGGCCACCGGCGUGGAUCUUCAAGUUGGCAGAGUUAUAAUAAUGCUCGAUUCAAUUAAAGCUUUAACGAAAAGCCAUGUGAGUAUGACAAAUUGUCGAAAAAAAUCAGAAUGAAUUCAGUGACUAGCAGUAAAACUCCGCCACCACGUUUGGUAGAAAUCAAAUCCCUAAGACCUCAGUCCAUUGAAACACCAUCAUCCAUCAAUCCUACACUGUUAUCGCGCCGCCGAACGAGUAGAUCUCAUAAUCAUGGCACAAUCGAUACCGUACCAGAAUUGAGAAGAUUUAACAGUUCAGGUACCAAGUCAAGUGUAAGAACGAGACCUCGUCAAACGACUAGUCAAAGCUAUGGAUCCUUGGAUACAACAUCACCUCGACGUGAAAGAGAAACCAUGAAAGAUUUAUCCGAAUUCCUCAUGUCUUAUGAUCCCCCGGGGCAUAAUCUAGUUGCUCUCCCACAAAACACUCCGAGAAAAAAGUUUGGCCUUCUCCGUAGGAAACAAAAGAAAGAAUUGCAGUCUAAUCAGUUCUUGAAACUCCCCGAUACGGCUAUUGCUGCCAAAACCCGUCAGGGCGUGCAGUAUAUCGCAAUUUCAAUACCGCUAGAACAUGAUUAUCUGGGGAAAUAUCCAACACCUCCCGAGACGACUUCAAAAUUAGCACGGGUUCCAACACCGGAUCGAAGCCCUGUUAUUAUCCCCAAGCCAGGCCACAAUGUUGGAAAUUCUAUCACACCUUCACCGGAACUUCCUGUGCUUAAUAGGACCACUCCAACAGCCAAUAGAAAUACUUGGGGACCAGGUACUUUAACGAAAGUAGUUACAAAACCAGGGUCAGAAGAGGUAAUGCUGCAAAAUGGAUACAUCCAUCGAACUAGUCAAGUGUAUGCCCCCACCGGAAGUAUUUAUUACGACGCUCCAGAAACCCGAACUCGACCGCAUUCAUCAAAAGCAAUUUCCUCGCCCGGUGGCUCAUUCACAAUAGCCCCAACAGAUAAUCCUCGAGCAAAUUCCCUCAAUUCUGCGUACCGUCCAGUAUUCUGGAGCAAUAGAUCCGACGGCCCCUUGCGAGUGAUAAACAGAACACCAUCUCCCGAUAUCAACCCGAGUUAUCGAUCUCACAAAGUAAUCAAAUCAAUAUCAACCAUUCAUAGCAUCGCAACUACAGGAACCAAUAUCAGACACUCGCUGAAGUCUACACCAGAUAGCCUUAAUACGAACUCCUCGGCGCAAGCAGUGCUUGGGACAGCUGAGACGGUUGAUUUACAGAGUUUCAGAGGGACCCCAAGGCCUUCGAUUGCUUCACCGGGAAGUGAGAAUAUUGUCCAGUUUCCUACAGCUAGUGCAGUGGAGACAGAAGAUCUAUCUAGGAACCAAGCGACUACUUUCGCCGAAGUUUCAUCACCAAUAAGUCCACGAUUUGGUAGUAAUGAGAAACAAAUAGAUCAGCCAACACAGCAGAGCCGUCGCGAGAAAGUACGAGCAAAGAAGGAAAAAGACUUGGCCUCUGUUCGCCCAAGAAACUCGAGUGUGAACCAAACAAAUAUAAAUACAAAUACGGACACAAAUAAAGCAUCUGCUCAACCUAUUCCAGGACCUUCUCUCACCAAAGUCGAACUUUUAUCUCCCCUAUCUCCAAAUUCAACCUUCGAACCACCAACCCGCUCCCUAAAACGCCUCACUCAAAACGCGAGUGAACUGUCUACAACUCGUAUCAUGCUCGUGGCUAACUUCCCGCCUUACGUUGAAGAGUUGAGACAGUCUGAUUUUGGAGCACGUCCCAUCUCGCCUGCUCUGACGAUGAAGUCGCCUUCGAGACUUCCAAGACCUACGUUUGACUCGACGAACUCUUUUCAUCGAGUUGACGGUGUGGAAUCGGCUUCUGCACAUCAGUCUACUCAGACUAUCUUAAGUCACACUACACCUUUGGCGUCAACGAUGCGGUUAGGGAAGGAAAGGGAUGGGAGACAGAGUAGUGAUGGGUUUGGCUAUGAACGCAUGGAUCUCUUUUCCGAUGAAGAUUCAAAUUGUUUGAAUGGAGAUGGACACGGGAAAAUUGAUAGCGAUAUGAGUAUGAACAUGGAUAGACGAAGCACGGGGGACAUCGGAACAAGUCUACGAUCGAGAAGCUUGAAGGAAAAAGAAUUAGAUGUGCGAAUGAGGAUUGUGGAGAGGCAUACGGAUGUGCUAUUACGGACGUUGGAAGGGAUUGCGAAGAGUUUUGAUGGGUUGGGAGCGGUGGGGAGAUUGAGGUGGGAGGAGGUUCGUGGGAGGGGUGGGGUGGGUGCGAGUAAUAUGGGGGUGGGGUCGAGGUCGAGUGUUAUUGGGAUGGCGGGGUGUGAUGGGGAGAGAGGCAUUAGGAUGGGAGGUGAGGUGAAGGGAACUAGGAGGAGAGCUAAUACGACGGGAAUGGGGAUGGCGGAUAGACGAGGGGAUAUGAAUAUAGAUUCAGUGAUGAGGGAGAUUCGGAUGGCGGCUCCGAGGGUUAGCGAGGAGAGCUCGAGGGACAAGUUGAGUGAGUGAGUGAUAGGGUUGGAGUAUUUCUUUGAGAGGAAAAUGGAAGGGGAAGAUGUUAUAGUAUUAAUCGAAUUACAUUACGCUUGAUAGAUAAUAGAGACAUUGCA